Messenger RNA from Zasmidium cellare ATCC 36951, 9066 nucleotides. RefSeq lists its product as uncharacterized. NCBI's taxonomy places the organism in Eukaryota, Fungi, Ascomycota, Dothideomycetes, Mycosphaerellales, Mycosphaerellaceae. The record is from RefSeq and is a predicted model, not a curated record. The transcript has 4 exons. Gene Ontology annotation, molecular function: DNA binding; DNA-binding transcription factor activity, RNA polymerase II-specific; zinc ion binding. Bases 1 to 9066 code for a protein of 3021 amino acids. Gene Ontology annotation, biological process: regulation of DNA-templated transcription; DNA-templated transcription.
AUGGGCUCCAUAGCCAUGGACGCGCAUGCUCCCUCAGAGGCUUCGUCCUCGCCCUCGGAUACAGUCGAAGUGCAGACCCAACCAGCGAAGCGGACAGCUGCCGAUGCAGGUCUGAAAGCCAAUGGCAUGCGCCCAGCGAAGAGCGUCAAGAGAAGAGCUUCCAAAGCCUGCCAAUGUUGUCGCUCACGCAAAGUGAGAUGUAACGUCGUUGAGCAUGGCCCGCCGUGCACGAAUUGCCGUCUUGAUGAGGUCGAAUGCAUCGUGUCGGAAAGCAAGCGCAAGAAGAAAUGGCCUACCAACGGCAUCGAAGGCUCGCCAGGUCAGACGAAAGGCGGUCUUCCUUACAAGUCGCCGAUGUUUCCCAUGUCCGCACAACCGCCAUACGAGCCCAUCAAGCGCUCUGAACAUGUACCGCACGCUUUGUAUCAAGACCUUGGUAGAGACAUGAGCUUGAGUGCACAAACACCGAGACCAUCCAUCUACGCGCCUGACAUGGUCAUGAAUCUGCAACGAAUUGGUCAGAAACCAUCCGUGUCCGACCCUGCACCUCUCAUGGCCGGCCUAAUGCCACCCAUUCUGCCCUCCUACAACCUGCCUCUAUUCAUUAAACCUCUCCCUUCGAAGCUCGACCCCGAAGAUCUGGUGUAUCUCGAGAAGAAGGGUGCUCUGACAAUACCGCCUGAGCCAUUGCGAAACGAGCUGCUGCGGAACUUUGUGGAGUUCAUUCACCCCUUCAUGCCGUUGUUGAACGUACACGAGCUGGUCGCGACGAUCGAUCGAAAUGACGGCACUGCUCCUGUGAGCUUGUUGCUCUUUCAAGCGAUCAUGUUUACGGGCAUUGCGACUGUCGACGCGAGCUUGUUAAGGGCCGCUGGAUACGCCACCCGCAGAGACGCACGGCGAGACUUCUUUCAAAAGACGAGAUUGUUAUACGACUUCGAUAUUGAGAUCGAUCGCAUUUCACUGAUCCAGUCUCUGCUGCUGAUGACAUAUUGGUACGAGACGCCAGACGAUCAGAAGGAUAGUCAUCAUUGGAUGGGCAUCGCAGUCUCUCUUUCACACACGAUCGGCCUCCAUCGAAACCCAGACAAAUCUGCUGCGAUGGAUGAUUCGAGAAAGAAACUGUGGAAGCGCAUCUGGUGGUCGACAUACAUGCGCGAUCGUCUCGUGGCUCUUGGCAUGCGGCGACCGACUCGCAUCAAGAACGCAGAUUUCGAUGUGCCGAUGCUUACGAUCAACGAUUUCGAGUCGACGGUGCUUCCAGACGGCAUCUCUUGCAUUCCGGCUGAUUGCAGACUUCUACGAGAUGUUGGGAUGCAAAAUCAGUUGGCACUGAUGUGCAUCGAGAGCGCCAAGCUCUGCAUCUGUAUGAGCCAUGUGCUGUCUGUGCAAUACUCGGUACUCAACAGCAACCACGGUGUGCUGAGCGAAGAGGGUAGCACCCAGACAACUUUCCGUCUUGCUAGAAAGCGAGACCCAGAGGUCAACGAAGUGCAGACCUGCGAUAAGGAGCUCCAAGAUUGGAAGAACGAGCUGCCUGCUGAAGCUCAGUAUGCGGUUCCGUCAUGGCAGGAUGUUGAUUCUGGACUGGACAGCAUCGUGCUGAACCGUUCUUUGCUGCACAUGAUCUACUACGCAACACUUUCCGCCCUGCACCGCCCGCAAGUAUUGCCGUCGACAGCAAUACCCCCGAGGCAGACACAGUCAGACAUGCUCGAACAAUCUCGAAAAGCAGUCAGGCUUGCGGCGAACGAGAUUACGAACAUUGCUUACGGGCUGUUCAACCUCGACAUGGUGAGAUAUCUUCCAACGACGGGUGUUACUGUUCUCCUGCCUGCCAUCAUCAUCCACUUGCUGGAUAUCAAGGCCCCAGAUGAAUCGACUCGAAGGACGAGUUUGCAAGGCUUUUGCCAAUGCAUGCAGAUCAUGGGCAAGCUGAGAGACAUCUACGCUGCCGCCGACUACUCUACGGCGUUCCUCGAGGCAGCGAUCCGCAAAGCAGAAAUCACACUGCCCCAAAAGUCGGAUGAGAUCAAGGAGCCGCGAAACAUCAUUACGUCGGCCCAAGGCCUCGUCGAUGCUGGCCGCAGAAUGCAGCUCAUGCCAGCUGGGCAAGAAACAGGUGCGCUCACCCCACCGCCGGAUGAUUCCCGAACGUCAUUCGAGAACGACCAACUCACCGACGACGACAUUGCACGGAAGCUGAACUCGUAUCUAGCAUCGACGCCACCGGAUUCUGAGAAUCAGAACGCUGGGGAGCAGGUGGACCUGGGCAUACAGCCUGAUUUUGAGCACGACUUUGACAAUUUGAUCAACCUCGAUGCGGCGGGCGAUGUGUGGUCGCUGGAAGACGGAUAUGCAGCGAUGAGUGGUGAGACUGGCGGGUUUACGAUGGAUUGGUUGAAUGGCACAACCGCCACCACGUCCUCAGCACAACCGCCUACGUCGCCGCCCAUUGUCAAGUAUGAUGGCAUUGUAGCCGACCAUCCUGAGUCUUCGUUGCUGCACGAGGGAUUGAGCCCGGAGAUCGCGCGUCUGCCUCCUCCACGAACGCCUGCGAGCUUAAGGAGUAGAGAUACCAGUUCUGCAUACUACACUGCUGCGUGGGGCUCGCCAUACGACCUCUCGCCGUCUCAAUUGUCGCGAUCCGCACGUACCGCUGUCUCUGAGCAGACUGCGAGCGAAGACGCCAACGAGCUCUCGCCUACACCAAGCUUUGGACUAGAGCACUUGAUUCCAAGUCGCCUUAGCGACCUCAGUCUUCCUCAACACGAUACAUCGGCAUUGGGCAUCUAUCAGCCAGUCCCCGACCACUCGCAAACUCCACGCUCGCGUACGCAACGUUGGGUCCAACUGCCACAGCGGGAGGAGCAGUCAGAACGUAUACAUUGGUGGAGCGACGAGUCGGUGCACAGCAGAUCUGAUAGCGAAAGUAGAAGACCUCGCGCACCGUCUUCUUCGAGCUCGAUACAGCACUCUAGAGAUAGAGUUAGCAGGCUUGGGCAUAAAUCCCGGGAGAACAAUCGGACAUUGGACCAGCAGUCCUUUUGGAAUACCCUACGUGGACAGAAACCUGAUAAUAUGGCAAGCUUGCUAGAUUCACGAUGGGCGGCGACGCCGGAGCCGGCAUUCGACCAACAGCAACAGGCUAGGCCGGUGGGAGAGGACACGAAGCCGAAGGAUGGUGUACUUUCCUCCAGAUGGGCAGACGCUGCGGAGUUUGAGCCAAGUGAGAAGAAAGAACAGGACGAUGUUGAGGAGAAGCCAGUCGAAGGCAUAACUGCGUCAAGAUGGGCAGACACACCAGAGCCAGAUCCGGAAGAGCAACAAGAACAGGAGAAGGCCGAGAAGCCAGAAGCCAACGCAGAGGAGCCGUCAAACCCUCAAGAGGUUGCAGAGAAGCCAACAGACGGCGUUUUCGCUUCCAGGUGGGCUCCCACGCCGGAGCCGCCAGCAGAACAAGAUGGUGCAUCGGAGACGAUACCAGAGACGCAGGAAGAGGCUACUCCAACCACUCAAAUUGCAAGCACGUCUCCUGACGUUCAAAUGGAUGGCAAGAGCAACGAGAUGCCGGAGGAGGUCGAGGAGGAACAAAAGGAUGCAGCAUUGCCAGACACGGGGCAUGAGCCAGUUGACGUUCCAGUGGAUACAGCUGAACCUGAUGUGCCAGAGACGACUACGCCUGGCGAGACUCUACAACCCAAUCCACCCGUGACUACGCAGCAUCUGGAACCUCCUCGCCUCAGGAAGCGCGUGAGCUGGCGAGGGAAGAACAUUGUUAUUUCCAUACCAAGAAUCGACUUCGAUGCAGCUGGCAUAUCCCAGCCCCUGAGCGAAGUCGAAGUUCAAGAGCGGUUGAAGCAGUUUCAAGAUGCGGGCUACAACGUCCUAGGCUACGAUUUGACUUACGAGGAAGCUGCUGGUGAUCCUGCUCAAGUCAGAGCCAUCUUUCCAGAUGAAACAGAGUCCCGUCAAGCACCAAAUCGAGAAGAGUACAAGGUGCUCCUGCCGGAUCUUCAGAAGUGGAGAGCAUACACAGACUGGCUCACCGAACAGAAAUUGGCUGCCCUUGGUGUGACUCUUGGGAUUGAAGAACCACCGCAGCCACCGGCGCCUGCGCAAGAUAUGUCUCGACAAUCGUCUCAGCAGUAUCCGCCCCUACCUUUCUCGCCGCCACUGCCGACAGCAUCGGCCGGUAGCAGUAGCAUGGGCCGUCCAGGACUUGUUCGUGGUCACUCACACACAAUGUCUGUUGCUUCUCCAGCUUCGCCUCUGAACGGACCAUUCGGACAUAUGCACCGACACUCAACUUUCACUGGUCCCAUUGGCCUUCCCCAGCUACAGCAGCCACCGCAACCACAGUCCCCAGGGAUCCCUGGCUUGCAGCCUUUCUCCCCACAGCAACAACUUGCGUUGUCAGGCUUGCCGCGUGGCGGCUCACCUGCCCAGAUUUCUGCUCUUAGACAGGAACUUGGCUCUAUGCGCGGCCCUGGUUCGCCCUUGAACCAACAAAUGUUACCUCAAUCUCCUCAAGAUUACAGUAGAGGUUUGGUGGACGACCAGAGGCGGAGACAGCACGCGUACUCUCAGUCCAUGCAGCAGCCAAUGAUGCAGCAAACAUUCAUGUCGCAAGGCUCUAGUCUUCGUCCAACUCCCGCACUGCCGGAGCUGCCUGAAGAUGAAGACGAGGAAGAAGAGGAUAUGGAGGGGUCAACUCCUCCGACUUACGUUCCACCACAUAAGAGAGUUCAGGCAAACACCGAAAUCGCGGUCCCGACUCCAAGAGGUCACCGCCACAACAUCAGCGAAGGCCUCGAGCGAGAACUUCUCGAAGCUGAACAACGGCAAAAGGCUGCAAGCAGAGACUGGAUCGAGGUCACUGAGGAGGAAGAGCAGCCAUCGAUCCUGCCGUAUCCGAAGUCGAAUGGCUUCCAAACUCAGAUGCCACCUCAGCCUGUUGAACGAGAUCCUCUCGGCUCCGAGCAUCCUGUUCAAGAAACGGCACAUAGCCGCAAGAAGAGCGCUUCCCGAUUCAAUGUGGCAGCGCCCUCCUUUACCUUCAACCCUGGCGCUAACUUUCAACCUGGAGCAAGCUUCCAGCCAGCGCCGACUUUCCAACAGCCUGGCGCUUUCCAACCUCCACAGUCUACAUUCACUUUCGGCGCACCUGCACCCGCAGCGAAUGAACAGAGCGCCCAGACUCAUCGUCGGCAUCAAUCUUCCGGUUCCUUCAACGCCAACGCGCCGUCAUUCAAGCCGGUCAUUUCUGAAUUCAGCUUCUCGUCCUCGGGGCCAACGUUCAAGACCAAUGGCACUGCUGAAGAAGCAUCCAAGAAGAACAUUGUCGAUGAACUGCCAAGCAUCUUUGGCAAGAUCGACGUUCCCGAUAUCGUCAAGCCGGCCCGGAGGUCAAAGGCCAUUGCUAUCGUUCGUCCUGAAGAAGCUCAAAAUGUUGGAUCUGGCACCGACUUCGAGGACGAUGAAGGACGUGUGGCUCAAGGCGAUGCGAAGAGGAAACAGGCGCGCAAGAUCGGCGACGAUGGCGAUCAAGUGCCACUCUUUGCAGAGCCAAGCGCGGCUCCUGCUCUACCAGUGCCACCGGAGAAAGUUCUUGGAUCGAAUGUCAGUAGCGCAACGACCGCAGGCGCGGAGCAAGCCCCAGAAGACACCCCAGCAGGCCUUGAAGCAAUCGCCGAGAAGCCCGAGGAAGAUGUCAGCACCCAACCUACCAAGGAAGACGACGUUCCCGAGGCGACGACAGUCGCUGACAAGCCUGCUGAGAAAGAAACACACCACAAGCACAAGCACUCGAGCUCGUUGUCUGCAUUGGCCAGGCCAUUCCAGCCUCCCGGAGGUCCACCAGUCGAAGAAGAGCCAAACGAAAAGCACCAUGAACACUUCAACUCGAUCAGUGAAUUGGAAGAAGGCGAGAUCAGGGAAGAUGGUACACCUUCUGUGUCUCCCAUUCGAGAGCACGCUACUCUGCAGCGUGAUUUCGCUCCAUCCUCUGCUAGACCUCCGCCGCCGGUGGAGUUCUCUUCACAGGAACGCAUUGACAAGGUUGAAAACCAUGAGCCGUCAUUUGAUGAGAUCGAUGCUGUUAUGCGUCAGCUCAACGCAGAUGAUUCAGAGAAGGAGACCGUCAGAGAUGCUUCGCCAGCCCGAUUGCCAAGCCCUGGUUCUCAUCCCAUGAAGGGCGUGACUUACCUGGGUGAGUGGUCGCGCAGCGAUGCUCCGAGCCCCAGUCCAGACCGCAAGCAGCUGGAUGCUGCUCUCGAGCGUCCUGAAAGCGUAGGUCAGGAUCUCAAUGGUUGGCCUCAGGUUCGCCAGCUCAACAGAGCAGAGGAAGCUCCAACGAGCGACUGGUCCGGCAUGCUCUCGCCUCCUGAUGAGGAGAAGCUGCAACAACGCAGCAACUUCUUCGACAGUCACAUCGAUAGUAUUAUCGGCCGUGUCGUCGAACAGCGUCUUCAGCCUCUCGAAGAGAGUCUGCGGCAUAUUCAGAACAACGUCGGCCGUGGUAACCGCUCUACAGAUCUCAAGCUACAGCGAAGCUCUUCGAAUGUGGAGAGCGAUGCUGACGACGAGGAUGAAGGCUCUGAUGAGCAGAAACAGCGACCCAUCUCCCGUGGACGAGACAAGCGUGUCGAUCAAAUCAAGGCUGUCGUCUUGGAAGCACUCCGUGAGCAGAGCCCUGUACGCUCGCAGACCGCCAUCGACGUUGCUGAGCUUCACUCUGUCUUGGCGGAUAUGAAGGUUUCCUUCGCCAGAGCUGCAUCUGCCAGCUUGGAACUUGAUGAUAUUCGUGCCGUUGUGGAAGACUCCCUGAACCGACAAAGUCAGGCUGUUGUACCUAUUGCUCUUGAUGAAAGCAAGGAGACGCAUCGCCGAGAGCUCUCUGAACUGGAGGGUCGCCUCAACGAGACACUUGCUGGAGCGCUUGAGGAGGCUAACCACCGCCGUGCAAUCGAGGAGCGAGAGACGGAAGCCAGGCGGCAACUGCGCCUGGCAGAAGAAGAGCUCAAUUUGCUAAGAGACUCGUCUCGGGACGAGGAGUCGAAGAUCCGAGCAAUGGAACAAGAACGCCAGGAUCUCCUCGAUCGUCUGGAUAGAUCUGAGGAUGCCCGCCGAAAAGCAGAAGACAAACUGGAAGAUGCUGAAGCAGAGAAGGACGCUUUGCAGGCCACUCUUGAAGAAUACCGAGUGUCGAGCAACAAAUGGCGCCAGGACAUUGACGAUGGCAAACUUGCUCGUGAAGAGCUCGAGAACACAAUCGCCUCGAUGGAGCGUCAAAAUGAAGAUUACCAGGAAUCUUCUAGCGGCAUGAAGCGCAGACUUGAGAAGCUCCAUUCCGACAUGGCGACCGCGGCAGGCCAGCUUGCGAGCGAGAAGGCUGUCUGGAAGUCCAAGGAAGAGGACUACCGUGCCAAGAUCGAGGUCUUGGAAUCGCAGCAAGUGGUUGCCAACAGAGAACGUGUGCAGCUUGAGGACGAAUUGCGCGUGAUGCGCUCCAACGCCAUUGGGGCUGCAGAGUCUCAGCAUACGAUUGAGCAUUUGAGAGCAACGAAUGCAUCGUUGGAUGAGAUGGUCCGCAAGAUGCAAGGCGACCUGACUGAACAACAGGUCCUAGCUGUCCGCUUCGAACGACAAUUCCACGACGCCCAGGAGUCUGGACGAGCUGAAGUGCACCGGACUCGUAUGUCUCUUGAGACGGAGGUCGAGGCCGCGAACAACCAUGUCAAUCUCGUUAGAGCCGAGCUUGAGACUGAGUUGUCAAGAGUUCGUACGGAGCUUGAAAAUGCCAAGAUGGAAGCCGACACUGCGAAGGCGCGUCACGACCACCUCAUGGAGGAAGAAGAGACUGCGAGAAGGGAGGCCCUUCGCAAGGUCAACCACUCCAACAGCGUUGCAUUGGACGAAGCACGCCACAAGUACGAGUCAGCUAUUCAAGAGUUGACGACCCAACAAUCUCGAGCACUGUCGCAGGCCUUUGAGGACAAGGAACGUACGGAGGGCCUCUUGAAGGAAAAGUUGGCAUUGUCCGAGGCCAAACUGCAACACUACCAAGAGAGAGUCUCACAUCUCGAAGAGCGUUUGGAGGUGGCCAAAUCCGCCGCCCAGGCCGCUGCCUUGAGUGCCAAAGCUUCGAAGACGUUGUCUCCUCCAAGCUCGUCGGCCGGUUUGCCAUCAGCUGGUAUACCAGAGAAGGUCUCCCCACAGGCGUUGCGGGAAUCAAUACUCGUACUCCAAGAGCAACUGCAAGAGCGUGAGACACGCAUCGAACGUCUUGAGGCUCAGGUGCAGCACGAGGGCGUUGCAAAGGUCAAGGAACGCGACACCGAGAUCAACUGGCUACGAGAACUACUUGCGCUCCGCAGUGAUGAGUUGACUGAACUCGUCAACACUUUGUCUCGUCCCAACUUCGAUCGUGCGACUGUUCGAGAUACUGCGAUCCGAAUCCGCGCCAAUCUUCAGAUGGAGCAGCAAGAGAAAGAGCGAUCUAACAAAACUGCUGGAGGCCUUGGAGGACAAGCCCUUGCAAGUCUCACCAGCCUGACGAAUUCGCCUCGAGCUGCUCAGUUGUCGUCCGCCUUCAACAAGUGGCGGGAGUCCAUGGAGAGCUCUGCCUUGAAGAGUCAACAGCGACCGGGCGCAGGAGCUCGUUCUUACACGCCAUCCAAAGUCAACACCAAGCCACAGCCACCUUCACGAUUCCCCUCCGGACUCAUGACUCCUCCAGCCAGCAAUCUGCGAAGCUCACCUGCUGCAGAAGGAACGGUGUCGCUUCCUCCGCCGCAGUUGAAUUCCAGACCAGGAUCCAAGUCUUCGGCCAUGGACCAAACUGAUGAAGCCGCGAAGCCUCGCAGCAGGCACACCUCGGGGACGUCAGAACGUCCGAGCACACCACUGUUCCGUGAACAGAGCUACGACCGCGAUGCUGAAGACCACAAGGUCGACAUGCAAACGUUUGAAGAUGACGAUCUGGACGAUGUCGCUGAUUCCGAGCCUCCAGCUUUCCGAAGCCUCGAGGCGGAGCUUGAAGAUGAGGGAGGAAUGGAGGAGUAA